CCGUGCAGACCUGACAUCGGUGCAAUCUGUCAUUCAAGUCAAAAGGAUAGAGAGGAGUGCUCUGUAGGAGGAAUUCACUUCUUGCAGCCUAGAUCCGCUCCGCCGAGGCUCCAGGCGCGUCCAUGCCGAUGAACUGCACGCAAAGCACGAAGCGUCUCCGUGCAUUUAGUUGUGCGAUCUCUUGCGCUGAGAGGACAAUGCCUUUGUGGACCGGAGUUUUUCUCCUGAUGGUGCUGAAUGCAUCUGCAUACGAACUGGAGCAAAACGAGUCCUAUUCCCCCAGGAGAGUGCGCUUCUCUGUCAACAGCCCUUCAGAUGUGGCACGCUGCCUCAACAGUGCCCUCCAAGUUGGCUGCGGAGCGUUCGCUUGCCUGGAAAACUCAACGUGUGACACAGAUGGCUUGCAUGACAUCUGCAAGUCCUUCCUGUACAGUGCUGCUAAAUUUGACACUCAGGGUAAAGCAUUUGUAAAGGAGAGCCUUAAGUGCAUUGCCGGUGGCAUCAUCUCUAAGGCAUUCUCCACCGUCCGCCGCUGCUCCACCUUCCAAAGAAUGAUAACCGAAGUCCAGGAGGAGUGCUACAGCAAGCUGGGCAUCUGCACCGUUGCCCAAGCCAAUCCAGAUGCUAUUGGUGAAGUUGCACAGCUGCCGAGUCAUUUCCCCAAUAGGUUUUAUGGUAAGUUGCUACAAAGCCUGAUGGGCUGCGACGAAGACACGGUUGACCGUAUUAGGACCAGCAUGGUGCCGCGGCUGGGCCCGGAGAUGACCAUGCUCAUACAGCUGCUGCAGAACAAGCCCUGCCCAUCCACUGACGGGGCAGCUGCUUCAGCCGCCCCGACUGGCGUGGAGACCCGCGCGAGCUGGCGCUGGUCCGUGGGUCCCAAUCUGUACAAGAUCCAGCCUAAUGUGCGAAACAGAGACUCCGCCAGCCAUUUAGGCAAAAAGCGCCCCGGCAGCGACGGGUCCUAACUUCUGGUCAUGUUAAGAAAACUCCACACAGUUCUCAAAACAUCACAUCAAUUCGGCUAUUCCCCAGCGGUGAUAAAAAUCUGUGUCUCUGCUAGUUUGGAAGUUACUGAAACAUGCACCUCUUGGGAAUGCCGGACCUCCCAUAGAGUUGAUAUCAGUUUGAUUGUUGUUAUAUUGUAUAUCCUACAUGUUAGGCUUGAGUGAACCCGUCUUUCAUUGACUGAUUUCCAAAUAUGUCCGCUCACAGUCUGUGUUGAACGUGUGGCUGACUAAAACAAGCUGUCAUUAUUCAAAAUUUGCUCAUGAAUAUAAGUCAGUAGUUUGAGUAACAUUGGUUGAAAAUAUUGGUAGAUGUAUGUUAUAUUUCUGCAACAAGACCAGUAAAAUGUGAGCAUGUGAUAUGAGUGUCAUAGCACUUAACAUAAUACUUAAAUGUACUGUAUACUAACUUAUAUGAGACAGCCAUAAUCUGCCCUCUAAAAGAGUGCUAAUAUGGACUAGGUCUGUAGAGGUUUCAUGAGAACCUUCGAGCGGUUACCUUAAAGUGACCAAAAACACCUAAAACUGCCCUGAAUGCUAUCCAUGGAAAUACCAAAAUAACAUUUAGCUAUAGCACAUAGAGUUUAGGUUUUAUUUUCUGAUUGCAGAAAAAGGAUUGUCCAGGUCGUGGCCAAGUCUAUCUAAUAUCUUAUAUCCAGACACUUGCAAUGCAUAAGACUGUUGAGUUACCUGCGGGACCAGCUUGGUUCUUUACUGACUGCGUAACAGCCGCGUAUGUGCAGUAGCUGAAUGACAUGUUCGCUAAAGAGAGUGAGAGCAGCCAUCCACUUGGACUGUGAUGACCGUCGUUCUCUGAGGUGAAUCAUGCGACACUGACUUCCUGUAUCAAGAUAGAGACUGACUAUUUAAAAAAAAAAAAAAGCCUUGAUGAUAUUUAUUUUCCUACUAUUUUAUUUAAUGUUUUUUCUUAUUAUUUUAUGCGUUAUUUUAGUUUUACGUAGUUUACAGGUAAAUAGCAGUUUAAUCAUGACUCCUAUUUGAACAUGAGCUCUAUGCCAAAAAAAAAAAAAUGGUGAAAUUAUCCUCUGGUGACUGAAUAGGACCCAUGUCAUGACUCUGUGCUGGCCAUAGGGGAACAAGGUUGGUCAUUCAGGUCAGGUGAUUUCAUUUAUGGGCGUUUCAAGAGGUCGCUUUGUAACAGAAGUUGAUGUUGGGGUUGCUAGAAGUCCACUUUUAGAGAACAUUGUGCACUUUAGUGAAGGUUGACCAAGUCAGUAAAACAAACACCAGUGUGAAGUAACCUUUUAACGACUGCCGCUAAUGCGUUGUAUUUGAUCCUUCAUACACUUGAUCUACUUUUUCAAAUUAAUUUACAUAGGCAGUGGUCGGCUACUAGGUCUGGUUACCCUUCCGUAGAGCCUGAAGGACAUAGCAACCUAGCACUGACUUUGAAUUUGGCAGCAAGGAAUGUCAUACUAUUAUCAUAAUGAUACAAUGGUGAUUGUUAGUUAUAGCACUUUUAAACAGCUGGACAUAACCCGAAAUUAUUCUUCACUUUCUCCUGUUUAUGUACAAGUUAGCCUUAGCAGCGCAGCACAGCUAACGACAGGAAGUUAGAAAAGUAACAGUUUAACACCCAUGAGCACGGCUGGACUGUUGGAACAUGUCUUUAAAAACAUGGCGUCACUUUUUAAUAGGUUCUUACAUUUCUUAGGCUGCGUUGAAACAGCAGGAAAAUGCGACCCAAAUCUGAUCUUUUUAGCCCAAAUGAGACUCAUAUUCUUCUUUUUUACGGUAGUGUGAAUGGCCCAAUUCCAAUUUUUUCAGCUCCCCAAAAAAAUCUGAUUUAUGCCAGUGCCAUAUGUAUACACACUAAUUUGGGUAUGUAUCGGAUACUUUAUCAAAGCGUCCGUAGUCUGGACGGUCAUGUCGCACUUCAUUCAAUUCUUAUGUGUCUAUCCUUGUUCUCAGUAGACAUCCACGCAGAUUUCUCUCCAGCAGUAGCAGUCAUAGCUGCACUGAAGACCAUUGUUAAUAGCUGAGUUGCUUUCUUCUUGUUUUGAUGUGGUCUUAACAUCAUCGGCUCCAAUUCCUCAACAACUUCAUGAUAACACAGAGAUGCAUCUUCUAGCAACGGUUAUAUUCGCCAUCACUUCCGUAAGCACUGCUCUGCUGUGUGACAUCCUCUGGUAUCUGUGCAUACGGGUCGCUUUGGGGUCUUGAACUAUUCAGACAGAUAUUUGAUGGUGGUCACAUUUAAUUAGCUGCAUGAAUGACCACCCAAAAAUAAUAAGAAUUAUUAAUGAUUUCAACAACAAACAAAUCAGAAUUGAGCAUCAAGACCUGCAGUGUGAACAUAGCCUUAACUUCCUCAGAUUUUCUUAAACACCUUAUUAAUACUAAAAAUAGCAAACAAUAACUUAUUUCCUCAAUCACAACAUCCACUCCAAAGAGUGUUUUUGACCAAUCAACUUGGUAGUGCUUAUGGUGCAUUCACUGAUUCGAUUUUUUUGAGUUUCUGAUCAAAAGCCAGUGCUGCUCAAGCUGAAAAUAGACCAGUUCCAAUCAUUAGACAACUUCUAGGUGCAUCUCCAACAUAGAGAUAAAACAAAUAAGUUCUGCUGUCGCCCGAUAAGUUAUUUGGAUUACUCUGAAACGACCCAUUGUACAUUUUUGCCACAAAAUGAAAGCUGCCAGUAGAUCUUAAAGCUAGAGUCUGCAAUUUUUCCAGAACUUCCCCCAAGUCCCAUUUUGAAUAAGAACGUCUUACCCUGCUCUUCCACUCUUUAGGAUGAUUGCGUGAAAAAAAUCUACGACUACGGCCUUCCUCUUUGUCUCAUAAACAUCAACACGGUUCGCUUCUUGUGACUCUCCGCCAUGUUGAAAGUAUACAGUAACAGUAGCAGUGCUACAAUGAAUGGCUAAUCGUUAAGUUAACCGCGAACCUAGCCGCUAAGCUAACCAAAUAUAUAAA
Messenger RNA from Fundulus heteroclitus (mummichog), 3942 nucleotides. It is a transcript of the gene stc1, whose product is annotated as stanniocalcin 1. NCBI's taxonomy places the organism in Eukaryota, Metazoa, Chordata, Actinopteri, Cyprinodontiformes, Fundulidae. The transcript is spliced from 4 exons. Gene Ontology annotation, biological process: intracellular calcium ion homeostasis. Gene Ontology annotation, molecular function: hormone activity. Bases 123 to 968 code for a protein of 281 amino acids. Gene Ontology annotation, cellular component: extracellular region. The record is from RefSeq and is a predicted model, not a curated record.